This is a messenger RNA of Nerophis lumbriciformis (worm pipefish), 1008 nucleotides long. The record is from RefSeq and is a predicted model, not a curated record. NCBI's taxonomy places the organism in Eukaryota, Metazoa, Chordata, Actinopteri, Syngnathiformes, Syngnathidae.
AUGGAGGUGAAAUCACUGGAGCAGGCGGAAGCGCAGGUGGAGCGUCUGCUGGGCGGCCUGGGGUGCGAGGUGACGGAAUGCGACGUCGGCCUGGAGCAGAGCAAGCCGGCGUCCCUUAGGAACAACGUCACGUACAUCGUGUGUGGUGUCAUCUUCAAUGACAAGGAUGAAGUUCUGAUGGUCCAAGAGGCCAAGCAGGAUUGUUACAAGAAGUGGUACCUGCCGGCAGGGAGGGUGGAGGUGGGUGAGAGUCUGCAAGAGGCACUACUGAGGGAGGUGAAAGAGGAGGCAGGUUUUGAGUGCCAGCCAAUCACAUUGCUGCUAAUUCAGGAGCAGGGACCUCAGUGGAUCCGCUUCAUCUUCCUGGCCAAGAUCACAGGUGGGAGUAUCAAGACGACGUUGUCGGCGGAUCAGGACUCUCUCCAGGCAGCCUGGUGGGACCGGCGGUCUCCCCUCCCUCUGAGGGGGCGAGACAUCCUACGCCUCAUCGACUUUGGGAUCAAGUACCGUGGGGAAGCGUGGCACCCCGCCAUACUGCCGCUGAACGAGAGCUGCCGCCAUGUGGUCCAGAGGCUGGUGUUGAUCUUCCGCGAAGAUCAGAAUAUCUGGAUCCUGUUGGUCAAAGGCCCCAGUCCCCACAUACCCACGGCAGCAGCUCUGAAGACUCACGCCGUCACGUGGGCGGCAAACAUGGUGGUGCAGGACGCCAUGCCGUCCGCGUACUACGACCACAAUGUCAACACCCUGGGCGUGUUGAGUCUGCAGCAUGACGGACGGCAACAAGGAAAAACGGACGGCGUGUGCUUCAACACGCUGGUGGCCUUGCAGCCCGACCGUGCGGAGCGUGACGAGGACGGCCUACGGCUCCCGCCGCGACCUGCACAGGGGCCGCCGCCCGUUGAGAACCCACGCUACGUCUGGCACCGAGUUCUCACGCCGGGCCUCAGAGAAAAAUUGUUGGAAAAGACUCAAAACACAAGCAUCCUGCCCAUGCACAGCCUCUACUAA